Molecule: messenger RNA, 730 nt
Organism: Grus americana (Whooping crane)
Lineage: Eukaryota; Metazoa; Chordata; Aves; Gruiformes; Gruidae
Exons: 4
Coding region: 5-730 (241 amino acids)
Source: RefSeq, a predicted model, not a curated record
ACCAAUGCAAGAGAAGUCCCGGAGCAGCCAGUGCCUGGAUGACUGCGCCGAUGGGUUAUGUGGGCCGGGGAUUGUGAAAGCCGUUUGUCCGCGUGAUGCAACUUGCUGGAGCUGGAAAAAGACUGCGUGGAAAAUGCUGGCCCCACGCUGGGCACCCGUCCCCAUCUCACCAGGGUCCCAGCUCACCUCCUCGCGAGGUCUGGAGCGCCGCGGGAGCGCUGGGAACGGCAGCCAGGACUCUGCUGGCAGUGGCUCAGCAGUGAUGUGUCAGCUCCGUGUGCGCAAGAUGCCUCCUGAGUGUACGAGCACACGCGACAAAACGUUUGGUGGGAGCUGGGAGCUGCUCGAGCUGGAGCCACUCGUCCCCCCGGGCCGUCCCGUUCAUCCCUGGCUGCUCUGGACACAUAGCGAGUGCUGGCGGGGAGGAGGUGAGCUGAAAAGCACCGGUUUGUGGCUGGCAUUUGCAUGGGAGCAGGUGCUGGGGUGGUGCCUGCCCAGCCCACAGAUAUUUAUCUCUGGGACACGUGGGGCCGGACUAGGCGGUGAGGAGCUGGAGCUGGAGAAGGGCUGUUUGGAGACUUGUUUGAGCGUGCGCGUGGCCGGCGGCUGCAGCACGACUGACCCGUGGCAGUGCGUGACACUGCAGCAGCGCUGCCCGUCCCUGCCAGGGUGCGGGAGCUACGGGGAGCGCCACGGCUGGUGGGCUGCGGACGGCGCCGGGGGUGGGUAA